AACUAAAUAGAUGAUGUGGGAUUAGCAACUAGCAGAACCACAAAAUAAAAGAAACAUUCCUGUAAGGAUCUACUUCCAGAAAAGAAAAAGACAGCUGCUAAAGUCAGGGGGAAUACAGAAAAUAGAGUGGCAAGAAUGGGGACCAGGUGUAGCUCCUGAGGGACUAUCCAUGGAUUGAGAACAAGAGAAACUACCGUGAUCCAGCAAAAAGACCUUGAAAAGAGAGCAACUUCUUGCUGGGGACAGAGUCAGAUAAAAGAGGAAGUACUCUUCUAACAAAAAUUGUUAUAGAGACUUUUGUCCUUUUGAACUUUCCCUGCCUUUGGACUCAUCAUGAAAGAAUAGAAAAAAAAAUAUUUUUUCCAUUCUCUGCUAACAUUGCCAUGGAUUUGCUUAAAGCCAUCAACACUCCUUUAGCCACCAGCUCCAAAUCAUCUAAAAGGACUUUGGAAAAAUCAUCUCAUUCUUCAUUCAGUGCUCCCAGUUAUUUGGAGGGUAAGAAGGAACAUCACAAGAAGAAGCUGAGUGGAAGCAGCGAUCCAUCCUUGGAUGAUGGUACUUUCCACAAGUCCAAAAAAAUAAAACAACCAUAUGUUAACACUGAAAUGCUGACCUUACGUGAGCCUGAUGGCUUAAAAAUGAAGCUAAUCCUCUCACCAAAAGAGAAAGGGGGUACCAUAACAGAAGAUCCCUUUCCACAUUCUGGAGCUACAAAAAAGACCUCUAAGAAAUCUGUUCGGGAUGAACAAAGCUCACAGCCCUCAAGCCAUGAUACACACAGCUUCUUGAAAUCCCGUAAGAAGCACAAGCCACCUACAGAUCCCCAUCACCUUUCUCCUGCUGAGGGAUUCAGCUCAGACACAUCCCUCUUCCCUGAAGGCCAAAGCAGUGAUUUUGAGCUUUCAAACUUGGAACCACAAAUGGAAUCUGGAUCAUCAUCUGGAGGUGAGUUGGAAGCUGGUGAACUAGUCAUUGAUGAUUCAUAUCGGGAGAUAAAAAAGAAAAAGAAAUCAAAGAAGAGUAAAAAGAAGAAAGACAAGGAGAAACACAAGGAGAAAAAACACUCUAAAUUGAAGAAGAGUUCUGGACUCUCUUCAUCACCAGCAGCAGUGGAAAUAACACCACAACUGCCUGUUUCUCCAGCUAGCAUCCAGUUUGUUCUACAUGCCCCUCCUCCUUCUCCCUCACCACUACCACCUGUUUUCUGUACAGAUAGCCUGAAUGAGAAGAAGAAGAAGAAAGAAGAAAAAGAGAAGAUUGAGAAAAUAGAAAAAGAAAAGCCAAAGAAGAAAAAUAUGUCUGCCUACCAAGUAUUCUGUAAGGAAUAUCGUGUGAACAUUGUGGCUGAGCAUCCAGGAAUAGAUUUUGGUGAGCUGAGCAAAAAGCUAGCAGAGGUUUGGAAACAGCUUCCAGAGAAAGAUAAGCUGGUUUGGAAGCAGAAGGCUCAAUAUUUGCAACAUAAGCAGAAUAAAGCAGAAGCGACAACAGUGAAGAGGAAAGCAAUGUCAUCAGAAGGUUCCCCAAAAUUGAAAGCUUCUCUAACAAGCGUGCCUUCACCCCAUAAAAAAUCCCCAACUAGCACGAUGGUGUUAUCCUCUUCACCAGUGAAGUUUCCUGAGACAGAUCCCAUUGAUGUAGCUGCACAUCUGCAAUUACUGGGAGAGUCUCUGAGUCUUAUUGGCCACAGACUGCAGGAGACUGAAGGAAUGGUAGCCGUAUCAGGAAGUUUAUCAGUACUCCUGGAUUCAAUUAUUUGUGCUCUGGGCCCUUUGACUUGUCUCACAUCCCAGUUACCUGAGCUAAAUGGCUGCCCCAAACAUGUUUUGUCUAACACAUUAGAUAAUAUUGCCUACAUAAUGCCCGGUCUUUGACAAAAAAAGUGAAUAUGGAAAAUAAUCUGCUGUGCUACUGGUUUGUACACAUAUAUAUUGCAUUCUUCAAGUCUCAACCUACAGAAUUUUAAAGUCUUUUGUCAAUAAUUGUUUAACUUGAUUUUAUGAAAAAAGUCCGGAACUUAAAUUUACAAGAAUUGGAGGAUGUUUUAAGUCUGUGUGUUUCUACGUAACUAGAGUUUAGUAAUUUUUUUAUAUAUCAGCCUUAAUAUAAAAGGAAAAAAAAAUAUUGAAUUAUUUUAAUUAGAAAUGUCAAGCAAGUUUGGGGCAAACAAGCACCAUGGACCCAUUACCACUAAUAUUUUAACUAUAAAACAGAGCCCUGGUGGUGCAGUGAUUAAAGAGCAGUGUUGCAGGCAAACUCUGCCCAGAGCCUUGAGUUUGAUCCUGACAGGGCUCAAAGUUGACUCAUCUUUCCAUCCUCUCAAGAACGGUAAAAUGAGGGCCCAGCCCUAGACUGUUGGAGCAAUAUGCAAAUAAUGCUUCAACACUGUAAACCGUCUAGAGAGUGGUGUAAGCACUAUGGGGCAGUAUAGAAGCCUAAAUGUUAUUGCUACUGCUAUAAAAUAGUAUUACUUUAAGUGGAGACAAUGGAAUGGAGAAAAAUAAUACACAUGGUGUUCAAAUUAAUGAUGAGAAGAAAUUGUCCUAUCCCUAAAGAACUGUUCUGACAUUAGGAAUUCUUAUUAAGUGUUGCAUUCAUUGAUUGUCAGGGCUACAUGCAAAUGUGAGAGUGAAUGAAAUCAAAUCGUUAAAAUGGUUACUAUUUUAAUGUGACUGCUUAAAGCAGCUAUAUUUUUCUCCACACACACACUUGUUUUAAUAAGUAGCUAAUUCAUGUUUGUUCAAGUUUUGAAGCAAUUCUUCCAAAUCAUUUUCAAACCAAAUGUAGCACUAGUAAUUACAAUAUAGAAAUGUAAUAUUCUACACAAUGUUCAGAUUUUGAGAGAAAAGGAAGCCUACAAUUCCAAGCUCCAAAUUCUUCACAUUUAGAUAGUGACUUCUGAAACAGUAGCUAAAACUAUUGUCAUAGAAGGCAAGAGCAUUCCCCCAAUUACACAAAUUCCAAUUUAGCAUUCUUAUUACCAGCAAAUUGACUUCUUUCUCUUAUGGUGCUAAUAUUCAUGUACAGGCAGUUAGAGAGGUGAUAUUGAACAAUUUAUUAAUAAGAGGAAGAGAAAUCUAAUGCCUCAGCACAGGCUUUAGUGCUCUAAAAUUCUUCUCUGGAAAAGCACUUCCAUAGGAUUAAGUAUGGCAUUCUUAAUAUAGGUGUUUACAUUUUUGGAUAUGUAUUUUUGUAUAUAGUUCUAAUUAGAACACAAAAUGUUCCUUCUAUUACUAUUGUUCAGAAAAUAUGUACAGGUAGUCCUAAAUCUAUGGCCAAAAUUGAGCCCAACAUUUAUGUUGCUAAAUGAGACAGUUGUUAAGUGAUGUUUGCCUUUCUUGCCACAGUUAAGUGAAUCACUGUAACUGUUAAGUUAGUAAUGCUGUUGUUAAGUGAAUCUAUCUUCCCCAUUGACUUUACUUGUCAGGUCACAAAAGGUGAUCACAUAAUCUUGGGACGCUGCAGCGGUCAUAAAUGAGUCAGUUGUCAAGCAUCCAAAUUUUGACCACACGAUCAGAGGUUGCUGCAAUAGUUAUAAGCGUGAAAAAUGGUCAUAAGUCACUUUUUUCAGUGUAGUAACGUCAAAUGGUCAUUAAACAAAUGAUUGUAAGUCAAGGAUUAUCUGAAUUGGCUUUAUGCUCUAUACAUAAUUGAAUGUCUUGUUAUAAGCACUGAUUCAAAGGAGAUUUUGAAUUUUUAAAAAAGUAUUCAUAUGACACUAGCAAUAGUCCACAACUUACAACCAUUCAUUUAUAAAAUGUUCAAAGUUACAACAGGGUGAAAAAGUGAUGUAUGGUCCUCACACUUAAGACCAUUGUAGAGUUCUCAUGAUCAUGAUUGGAUUCUUUGUGACUGGCAUAUGUCUAUGAGGAUUGCAGCAUCCCAGGGUAAUGUGAUCGACAUUUGUGAUCUGCCCAGCAGGCUUCUGACAAGCAAAGUCAAUGGGGGAAGUCAGAUUCACUUAUAACCAUAUAACUUAUGUCAUAUAACCUUAUCACAUAGGAUUUAAAAAUCUUAAAAACAAGAAAUGAAAUAAUUUUGAAUCCAAGAUUAAAUGUACAUCACUUUUCUCGGCUCUUAAAGUAGUUAUUUUUCUAAUUGAUAGACUAUUAAAUUGACUGAUUUUCUAUCAUUUCAUCUUAAACUUCCUCUAAAUAAUGAAGCAUCUGUCCCCAUUCCUACCCCUAGUUCAGAGGUGACAAACUAGUUCAGCAGCGUCACAGUGGCAUCAUGUGAUAUAUGACCUUUUUCCUUUUGCCAAACUGGACGUGGCCAGCAUGUGACGCAUCCGGGCCGCAAGUUUGACAGCCCUGCCCUAGUUAAACUUGAUGAUUAAAGUACUACGUACUAAAGGCUAGAGACUUGAGGUUUUAAAAACUUACUCAGAUUUGAUGUUAUUUGAACAUCAAAAAUAUACAAAAAAUAUAAAAACCAAUUGAGGUAGUGAUUAAGGUAUCAGGCUAGAAACCAGGAAAACACAGAAGCCAGCUGGUGACCUUAGGCCAGUCAUUUUUCUCUCAGCCCGAGGAAACAGGCAAUGGCAAACUACUUCUAAAAAUCUUGCUAUGAAUCACUGACUCAAGAGUUGUGCAGAUAUACAGGCAGUAUAUGAGCUAUAAAAAUAUCAAUCUUUAGAGCUGGACAUUUAGCAGAAUCAUUUAAUUGCAUUUACACUAUUAUCUCUGCUUUUGGAAAGUUAAGUUUUUAGUAUUGAGUGGAAAGUCUUUAAAUUAGGAGUUUGGUAGCACCUUUUCCAACUAAGAAAUGUAAUUAAAAAGCAUAACCAGUGUGACCAAAUGAGCUACAUCUUACAAAAACUUAUUCCAUUUAAUACAAUUCGUUAGUUGGUUCUAUCAGACAACUGAUUUUUUUUGCCAGCCUAGACUAACACAGCUCUCUUAUAAAUGAAGAAAGGCCAUUUUUACUUAUGUCCUCCUGUCCUGUGUUACCCCACCUACAGAUAUAUCACAAAAGCUAGAAAAACAGAAGGUGAGCACAGGCGAGUCAGAAAUAAUUGCCUUCUUCCAAUGUCAAUCACAAAGGCUUUAAUUCAUAGACAGUCAUAAUAUGUAGCUUAAAUUUUCAGUAUCUUGGAUUAAAUAGAAGAUCUACUUCACAUUUACCAUUUGCAAUGUGGUAGAGUUGAUGUUUUUAAACACACAAAUGUACUUGAUGUA
This is a messenger RNA of Pseudonaja textilis, 5174 nucleotides long. NCBI's taxonomy places the organism in Eukaryota, Metazoa, Chordata, Lepidosauria, Squamata, Elapidae. The record is from RefSeq and is a predicted model, not a curated record.